This is a messenger RNA of Teleopsis dalmanni, 2693 nucleotides long. RefSeq lists its product as uncharacterized. The coding region runs from base 1732 to 2682 and encodes 316 amino acids. The record is from RefSeq and is a predicted model, not a curated record. Lineage: Eukaryota; Metazoa; Arthropoda; Insecta; Diptera; Diopsidae. The transcript is spliced from 2 exons.
GUGCAACUACAUUCCCUCUCUUCAGACUUAUCUGGCCACGUGCUAAGCCAAACAAUAAAAAAGCCGACUGUGCCGACUAAGACUUUCACAAAACAUUAACUAAAGCCGUCAGACUAAUAACAAACGCUGGAACUGUUUACUACGAUUACCGGUUUGGCAUCAGCUGAUUGGACAGGUUUCUUGGCUCGCAUAGUAAAACGUCGAAUUCAUUUUCAUUCAUAAAAUCCAAAUAAACAAACUCUCGACUUGAAGUUCAUCCGCUCCAACAGAAAAUGAACUCCAGACGUAAACAGAGACUCAAGCCGUUGAGAGCGACAAACUGAGCUUAAAACUUACUAACAAGCAGAAACCGAGCUCAGAUCGUUUACAGCGUUCGGGCAGAGCGCUUAUCUUGCAUUUGGAGACGUUGAGUUGAGUUUUGCGGACGCCGUUGUCUUGCGCGUUUCGUUUUGAGAUACUUUUGAAACCGAAUUUUAUACUAAAUUUUUAUACUAAAAAAAAAGUGAUUUCAUACGCACUUGACUUGGUUACGAGAUACGAGAUAGCAAUACCAAGCUAAUUUAGUAAAGGCUAUUGACGGACAUUGGCUUAACAACAGGCAACUUGUUUUCUUAUGGGAACUGUGGGUCUAUCAUUAGAGAUCUGCUAAGGUGAUUACAAAGCGGAAGCGUGCGUGCAAAUUUAUUAGGAUUUGUGUUUAUCGUUCAAUUGCUGGCGUUGGCUGUAUCGGAUGCCAAAAGAGUUCCGUGUAUAAAGAGGAAAAAAUAAUUAAACUUACAGUGUUAAACAAUUUUUAAUUUUACAAAAAAAUUUUAUAACAUAAAUAAAGGAGAAAAACAAUAAACCAGCGUGCUAACUGGAUUUUGCAAAGCACUAUAAAAUAAAUAAAAAUAAAAAAGUUAAAUUAAAUUAUAAAGCAACAUUUACUAUAUCAGCAACAACUAUUAAAUAUUAACAACAACAACAACAACAACAACAAUAGCAACAACAACUGCUACUACUUUUCAAAACUAUUGUAUUUUUGCAUUGAAUAUAAAUUUUCUGCACUAAUAAUUCCAAAGGCAGCAAAAAAUUAUAUACAAAAAGUGUUUCAGUUUCAAUUUUGAAUUUUGUGUUGUUUUUUUUAACAUUUGCUGACCACAUUACGAAAUUAUAUGGAUUGCAAGUGCUGAGUGAAGUGAAGUGAACCAGUGGCAGUGGCAACAACACUUGUUUUCCUACUUGAAACGUGAUAAACAAAAAUUAAUAUCAACUUUUUCUUGAAAAUAUUAUAAUAAAAAAUUAAAUAAAUACAUAAAGCAUAAAGCAUAAAACAUAAAAAAUUAAUAAUAAAAAAAGUAAACAAACACUGCCUAGAGUAACAGUGACCCCAGCUCAAACCUGAACGAGACGGUGCCCACUUCGCCACACUCGAAACUCGAAUCAUCAACAAACCAACGAAAGUCGAGCCAACGAAAGUGAAAUUUCUUCGGUCUUCCACUAGUUUGUUGACUUCGCAUGAAAUUUUGGUGUUCUGCUGGUCUGCUGGUCUGCUGCUCUGCUGCCUUCGAUGACUUAAGUCUUAAUACCGCUUAAGAUUGUCUACAGCUGCUGUCAUUAAGCCAAAUUGAAAGUGUAUCUCUUUCCCAAAAUCAAAAAUUCGAAAGAAGCGUACAAAACUAGCUAUUUGCAGUUAUCUGAAGUGAAAUUAACUUCAACUUACAAAAACUUUCUUUGGCUUUUAACCGUAAAAUGUUGCAUAAAUUAAAUUUUUCGACCAAACUUUUGGUGCUAGGCUUAGUGUGUCUACUCUUAGUAGACAACAACUUAGCUAAACCAAAACAGGAUAAAAAGGAUGCUGCUGCUGCUGAAGCAAAGGAUGCUAAAAAGAAUGAUGAAUUCCCUGAAGAGGAUUCAGAUAUGCUGAUGGAGCCAAAUGAUUACACGCCCAUCACAGUGCUACGCUCACAUGAACAUUCUUAUCAUGUGCCACCAACACAUGAAUUUCGUCCCAUUAUAAAUACACAAAUUUCACCACGUUCCGAUGCUGCUCCAAUUGACUCACACACACAAGCAGCUCAAAACUACUAUCCACCAUUUUUCCGUGAAAUACCACCGCUAGGUCACUCAAGACCAUACUUCCCUCUACCCGAUGUCCCAGUUGUACCUAAAUAUGCUGCUCCUCAUCCAGAAUCUCUAACAUCAGCACCACAACGUAGUUUCGAUACUGCCCUUUUAGGUUCGGGCGAUUUUGGUGUUCUGCGUGGUGGCACAUUCUAUCCAGAAGAAGAAAUGCCCUAUCAUCCAGAUGACAACAGUGAUUUCAAUCAAUUUUAUGGUGAUUCUAAUAACGGCCAUGGCCGUCCAUCAACUGAAGGCUUCAUUGAAAAGUACACUUAUCCUGAAGAACAAUUUGCCAACUUCCGCGACUUCGCUGACAUCAAUACACCCGCCGACUCUGCCUUCUCACAGUUUGUUGUUGUGUAUGCAGCCAAAAACUCCACAAAUCCCAGCACACAUAAGCGACCCAAAAAUAUAUUUGAGCAACUGGAACAAUUGGAUCGUGAAAAAGAAUUGGAAGAAAAGAAAAAUCGCACAAGUAAAUCCAAAUCAAAAUUGGCCAAAACAAAAGUUCAGAAAAAAUACAAAAAGAAAGCGGCUCCGAAAGAUUUAGAUUAUGAGCCAUUGUUGGCUCUGAGUUAAAUGUAAAAAAU